UUUAACCUUUGGUUAAGAUUUGGUGUUGAUGCCGAUAGUCUCACUCUGCUAUGCAGGUGAGACAAAAACUAUGAUAUGAAAUGCUCAACACAUUAUUGUCCAAAUUAAAAAUACACAAAAAAAAUGCCUACAAAGAUCUCUACUGAGAGUAUGGGCACAUCACUAUUUUCAAUAUUAUUAAAUGUCCAAUAAAAAAAAAGGGUUUUCAUUAUGGUAUGUAUAUCCUAAAUAGCUCCCAACAGAAACACUAAUCUACAAUUAACUACUACUUGGUGAAUCCAACUCAACUAUUUAAUCACAAUUAUCUUUUAUAUUUCACUUCAUACAAUUAAAACAAUAUUCAUGAAUGACUUUGAUCAUUGGUCAUGAAAUUGUUUCAGGAUUUUCAUAAACACCUUGCAACAUCUGUCACCAAAUGAGAUUUACUUAAAUAAAUAGAGUAAAAUUCACAGAGCAGAAUGCUCAAAUUUUCGACAAUUUGCUCUGUGAAUUUUACUCUUUUUAUUGAGAUAUCAAUAUCCUGAGCCUGGACCAUCCCUUUAAUUGGCUACAUGGCUACUACUUUUUUCCCCACAACACAUUUAUAUAUUAGUGUCUAGGAUCAUUUAAAUGAAAUCACUCUUUCUUAGUAGCAUUAACGUGAGGAGAGAACUGCGGGUCACAGUUCUGUGUGCGCGCCCUCCUUGGCGACCCAGAUUGGCUGGCUCCUCCAAUGUGCCUUUGAUGUCUUUGACAGAUAUAUGGCGCUAUACAAAUGCUGUGCAUCAUCAUCAUUAUUAUAUUUACUGUCAUAAAAACACUAUAUUUUCUCUAUUUUGACAUCUUUUACAUGAAACAAAUCAUUCACAUGUUGUCAUUUACUGAGAGUGAGUGGCAAUCAGUAGAUGAUGAGUUGAUGGGACAGACAUUUUUGGCUAAAAUUUUCAAACAAAUUGAAGUUCUUACUAGUCACAUAAACGGAUGAUAAGGACAACUACUGAAUAUGGUGUAAUGGACACUAACUUUAAUAACUGAUUAUUGCCAUAACUGAUGAGAUGCCGUUUAAUAGACUAACUGCUUUUAAAUCUGUGUUUACUGAAUUACUUUUGGCAAAUGAGCAGGGAUAUUAUAUUACAUCAAACAAUAUCCAUGUACUGACAUUGUAGUAAAAACAUUAUGUUUCCAAGAAAACCCUAUCAUUACCUCUAUUUGACCACUAUCAAAUACAUAAACUUGCUGAAAAAUUGCAACAAAAGAACUGCUGAACCUGAUUUUAAAAAAAUCCUCAUUUUAUUUAUCAACACAUCUAUAAGAAAAAAAAACAAAGGGGAGAAAAGUUUAAUGUAGUUUUGUUCAUGUCAUGAAAUCUCGAAUGAUGUGAUUGUGACCUUUAACAUUAAAAAAAGAGGACAUACAUGUACAUUGAACAUUUCACAAAUAACAACAAUGCAACAAAAUUACAAUACUCUAAAAAUCAACCUUCUUUUUUCAGUCUACAAUAAUAACAAUUAAUCAACAAGACCACAAUACUGAAUAUGCUUAAUAUUUUCGACAUUACAUAAUCAAAUGUCUCACCAUUUUAAAAAUGGUAACCCGUAUUAAAGAAACUCCAUCAACAAAUCAAGGUAAUUUAAAGAGACUUCAUAAAGAAAUGCAAUGGUUAGCAAUUUCUUCAGUGGGGAUUUAAUAAGCAAAUAAUCACCACUGGUACAGGUGAUGAGCAAACUUUCACUGUCAAGGCAAGCUGGAUAUAGCUAUCUUUCAGCAGCAGCGCUGAGGAAAAAUAGUGAGUACAUCCAGCUCGCUGAGUUGUGAAAAUGAUGUAAAGUUAAUUUUCCCAGAAUUACAUUCUUGCAUCACAAGAAUGCUUUACAAAAGUUCGGAUGACCGCUAAAAAUAAAGACAUUCAAUAGAGUUUAAAGUACAUUGUGCUCAAAAGAUCAGUACUGCCUCAAUAAGCAUUUUAUCUCGUAACUUCUCGCUACGGGAUUCUGUGAGAUACGAGCUACGCUUGCGCAAAAUCAGUGAGCCUACGUUCAUGCAUCGGCUGACCACAGGCAGCCAUUUUGAUCAGUAGAAUUUUGUUUUUCUUAGAAAGUUCCAUACUCUACAGGAGGUAGGUGUAACUUAUUAAUGUUUCUUAUAAUUAUCACUAUUUUCUGAGCCAAAAGAUAAUUUCUUGUGUAACAUUUUAGCCUGUUAUGGCUGAUUUUGAUGACAAGGGCCCCCGUGAAGGCUCGUCGAUUAAGUCGGCUAACGGUGACGUGUUUUUACCCGAGUCAAUCCGCACGGCGUUAUUGGCCUCUAACGCUGCGAAUAAGGCUCAGAAACCAAGCAAGGCUGGUACAAGUGAUGUGAAUUUUGCCAGCACGCUGGUGAUGUUCAGGCCUAGAAAACUUUGUGAUACCUAAAUUAACAAAAACCAGAUCGGGUUUGAGUAUUUCCAGUAAAGAUAAGAUUGAUUCUCAAUCCCAUUCCCACACCCAGUCCCACAUGUACGACAUGAGCAAUCAAGCCCAACAAGAGGCUAAGGCAGGGCCUGCUAAGCCAAAACUAGGGAAAAGCAAGCCAAAUAAAGACCCCAAAUCUAGUGCUAUUGGUGGUAAAUCAUGCAAGUCAAGUGAUGUUUCCCCUCCUGCAGCUACAGGAACCUUGGCCCCGGGCAAUUCUGUGAAUGAAAGUAAUGAAAAGAGGUUUCAAAGUCUAGAAAGGGCACUUGAGAAACAGAAUACUAUGUUAGAGAAGCUCUGUAACAACAUGUCACAUACUAGUAGUAGUAGCAACAGGAUUGAGAGACAGGAUGUAAAUGUUAAUGCCCAGGGGGCACAAAGUCAAGUUUCAGAUCAGUAUAUGGAGGGAAUGGACCCCGAGGAAGGGAGUUUUGUACCAGAUUAUGAGUAUCCUUAUGACUAUGGCGAAGAUGGAUAUAUUUUCUCCCUCUCAUCUGCUCAAGCUGGUGCUGAGCAGGUAGACCCUGCCCCUACUAUUAGUCCCAGUGUAGUUGAAGAUGAAGUAGUCAUGACAACAGGGCAAGAUGGGGAUUCUGUUGCUACCCCUAUGGUGGCAAAGGGUUUUGCAGCCCGUUUUCAAGCUCAAGCCCCUAUGGGACCAGAUGUGAAUAAAGAACUAGCAGAUAGUCUGAACAUUAUGCUGUCAGAGCGCAUGGGCCUGGAAAAUAUGGGUGUACUCAUGGACAAGUAUGUUCCACCCAAGAAUGUGCCAAACCUGGUAGUACCCAAGGUUAACCCCUUAAUCUGGGAUAAUAUCCCUGCAAAAACAAAAUCCAAAGAUUUGAGGCUUCAGAAACUCCAAAAGCCCCUAAUCAAAGGAAUGAUUGCUGUAACAGAGCUUAUGAAGGAUAAGACUACCCCAGAACAGGAAGAGGCAAUUGCACUACUGGCACAUGCUAACAAUGAAAUAAACAUGUUCCGAAGGGAGUCCAUUAAGCCAGACCUCAAUCCAAACUUCCAACCACUCUGUCGAUCAGACGUGAAGGUAACAAAACACCUUUUUGGUGAAGACUUGGGAAAAGUUGUGAAAGAUAUGACAGAACAACAAAAGGCAGUGUCUGUUACCAGGCUAGGUUUCCACAAAGUCAAGGUCAGAGGUUUGCUCCAUAUCCAGGCAACUUCACUAGGCCGGCAUACAGACGGAGGGGCCGUGGUAAUCAGAACUCUCCCUUCACACCCUCUUUUUUAGGCAUGCAGACCAGAGGGCAUGCAUUCAACCUGCAAGGCAGGGGGAGAGGAGUAGUCAUGAGAGGCCAGAAGAGAAUGAGAGGACUCAAGGCACCAGCUACGCAGUCCAGGCCCCCUUUAUACUAGGACCCAGUUUGAACAAGACAGAUGAUGAGGUAAGCAAUGAACAUGCAUCUAGUAGCACUCUGAAUUGCAACCAUUUCCAGGGGGGCCAAGAAAGCUUACAUUUUGGCCAAUGGGAAAGUUCAACUUCUGAUAGAAAUAUUUUGAACAUUAUCAAAGGGUAUAAAUUGGAGUUCAUAGGAGCGCCACCCAAUCAGAUAUACAUACCCCAUCCUUACAAACUGACUCCUGUUGAAAUUUUGGCUGUAGAAACAGAGAUACAAACCCUUUUGAAUAAAGAGGUAAUUGAAAAAUGUGACCACAUACCUGGUGAAUUUAUUUCCAAUAUUUUCAUGCGGGAGAAAAAGGAUGGAAAAUGGAGAAUGAUUCUGAACUUGUCCCAAUUUAAUGAUCAUUUGGAUUUCCACCAUUUUAAAAUGGAUACCUUUGAAACUGCAGUGCAACUUUUAACCAACAAGUGGAAUGCCUCUGGCCGUCUCACCUGCAUCACGCGGUUCAAUAUAGCAGCAGUGCUGACUUUGAAUACU
Messenger RNA from Lytechinus variegatus (green sea urchin), 4327 nucleotides. RefSeq lists its product as uncharacterized. Lineage: Eukaryota; Metazoa; Echinodermata; Echinoidea; Temnopleuroida; Toxopneustidae. The coding region runs from base 2473 to 3678 and encodes 401 amino acids. The record is from RefSeq and is a predicted model, not a curated record. The transcript has 2 exons.